UGUUGAUGGUGUAACACCAGUGUUGAAACGAGGGAGUUGCUCGCGUUUCUUUCCUUCAAAUUUGUUUUUAGCACAGGUCUCUUUUAAAUAAUUUAUUGAUUCAACGUAAAUGAGUAACAGAAGAAACAGCGAUGAUGGCAGCAGCAGUAAGCGGAGGGUCGCGUAUGUUUACAGCCCAGAGUACAUCGAGACUUGCGAUACUUUAUCCAAAGUACCAAACCGGGCGAGUAUGGUCCACUCACUGAUAGAAGCCUAUGGACUCCUGGAGCAGAUGAGCGUUGUUAAACCUCAUGUGGCCACCACUGAGGAAAUGGCCAAGUUCCACACAGACUCCUACCUGGAGCAUCUUCACAAGAUCAGCCAGGACGGAGACAACGAUGAUCCUCAGUCAGUGGACUAUGGUCUUGGAUACGAUUGUCCAAUUGUGGAGGGCAUAUUUGACUAUGCAGCAGCAGUAGGGGGCGCUACGCUGACAGCAGCUCAGUGUCUGCUGGACCAAAAGUGUGAAGUGGCCAUCAACUGGGCAGGAGGGUGGCAUCAUGCCAAGAAGGAUGAAGCUUCGGGUUUCUGUUAUGUGAACGACGCUGUGCUGGGAAUCCUCAGACUGAGAGAGAAGUACGAGAGGGUGCUCUAUGUGGAUGUUGACCUGCAUCACGGAGAUGGUGUGGAAGACGCCUUCAGCUUCACAUCCAAAGUCAUGACUGUUUCUGUUCACAAGUUUUCUCCUGGAUUCUUCCCGGGCACGGGGGAUGUUUGCGACACGGGGCUGGGGAAAGGCCGCUGGUACGCCGUGAACGUCCCGCUUGAGGACGGCAUCAAGGAUGACCGAUACUACCAAGUUUUUACCAGUGUGAUGCAGGAAGUGCGGGCACAGUUCAACCCGGAGGCCGUAGUGAUGCAGCUGGGUGCCGACACCAUGGCGGGUGAUCCCAUGUGCUCCUUCAACAUGACCCCAGUGGGGGUGGGCAAAUGUCUGCAGUAUGUCCUGCAGUGGCAGCUACCGGCACUGCUGCUGGGAGGAGGAGGUUAUAACCUGGCUAACACUGCUCGUUGUUGGACGUACUUGACGUCGGCUGUGCUGGGAAGGACUCUGUCCUCUGAAAUUCCCGAUCAUGAGUUUUUUACAGAAUAUGGACCAGACUACUCCAUCGAGAUCAGUCCGAGCUGUAGACCAGACCGCAAUGACAGCAAACACCUGGACCAGGUCAUCACCACCAUCAAAGGGAAUUUAAAGAAUGUGGUUUAGGACUCAGCCUCAGCCUCCUUCACACAACCCCCCCCCCCCCAGACACACACACACAUGUUUCCGAACCAGGUCGACACUCUGCGGCUUUAAUGAAGACAACAUGGAGCGGACCCCUCCAGCCCAAGGCUCAGAUCGAGUGAGGGAGGGUAAAAAAGAACAAGAGGAUUUUGGAAAACAUUAGCUGUGUGUUUCCAGAGGAAAACAGUUUAAUAUGGGUUGAGGGGAGGGGUUGAUGCGGUUGCUACAUAACGUUCACUGUUUUUUAAUUCCUUUGUGUUUUGGAAAAGGUAUGUUUGUUUGUGCAAGAAAGAGUAAUAUGUUCAGUGUGGUUACGUAAAACUAAACGACAACACUGUACAUCGUGUCUUCUGUAUCCAGGGAAGCAUCAGUCGGACAUAAAUGGAAAAACAGAUUUUUUAGGAGUCCGGUUUCACGGCCACCCCGGACCUGCUGUGAUUUCAGCCUCCUGAGGACAGACGAGCGCUAAAACAGACAGAAAAACAGAGUUCCCCAAAUGGACUGUUAAACCUUUGUUUCACAGCUCUGGAAAGUCUUGUAACGUAUGUGAAAUGACUCAGAAAACUCAAAAAGUUUACCAACAAACUGUACAGAAAGUAAGAAAAAUAGCCAGUUUCACUAUGUUUUAAGCCCUAGGUAGACUCCCCAAACAUCUGGCCUUUUAGAUUUUUAACUGGAGAUUAUCCAGGGAAGGUUCACCUGUUUUUCUUUUAUAGAAAAGCAACACAGAUUACAUGAUCUUUAAAGAGGGUUUGGAUCAAAACAGAAGCCCCAAAGAGGAGAUGUAGGUGUAUUCAGUUCAUAAGCUGGCUUCCUCAGAAUGGACUGGAAUUGUAAAUAUUGUGAGGCUCACCUGCAGCUAAAUGUGACACAACUUUGUGGUGUAAUAUGACCCAUCUACAAGAAUUGGGCCAUAUUUUUACCUCAAUGCUGUCUUGGUGCUAAGUGUGGUGUCUGAUGCACCAAAGUAGUGUCAAACACUGUAUUUGGUUCAUAUUGUGUUGCCUUGAUUUUAUGGAAAUUGUAUCCCCAUUUUUUUUAAAUAUGCCUGUUAUUUUUUUUUAUGUUGCUGUUUUCACACUGAUCAGCCGUAACCUGAUCCGCCCUGCUGCCUGAACACACCCCUGUGGAGGGGUUCAUGGUCUAUAUAAGGAAAGUGGUACAUGUUAAAGUAACAUCUUCAUGAUUUUGAGUAUCCAGAGAAAUGACAUUGAAUCAAAAUGACAUUUCCUUCACACGAUGUGGCUGAUUGGUUGAAUAUCUAGGUGUAGUUAAUGAAUGAGUGUUGGUUUUUUUAUGAUGUACCAUUAGGAAGAAUUGACUUCAGCCAUUUAACAGCUUCUCUCUGUAUUGUAUCACUGAAAAUAAACUGAAAUUCUAAAAAAUGGAACAUUGGACAAAGUGCUCUGUUGAUAGUUUCAUUAAAA
Messenger RNA from Melanotaenia boesemani (Boeseman's rainbowfish), 2691 nucleotides. It is a transcript of the gene hdac8, whose product is annotated as histone deacetylase 8. The record is from RefSeq and is a predicted model, not a curated record. The coding region runs from base 110 to 1246 and encodes 378 amino acids. Gene Ontology annotation, molecular function: histone deacetylase activity. Lineage: Eukaryota; Metazoa; Chordata; Actinopteri; Atheriniformes; Melanotaeniidae. The transcript has 11 exons.